AUGUCUCCUCCCGCUGCCAUCUUCGAGCCCACCGUGGUCCCCACUGGCAUCAAGUCCAACGUGGUGGUCCCGGAGGCCGCUCCCGUCACUGGCUCUUCCCAGACCCAGCUGCUUGACCACUUCGCUGGCAAGUGGGACAACUUCAAGUUCGCUCCCAUCCGUGAGAGCCAGGUCUCGCGUGCUAUGACCAGACGCUACUUCCAGGAUCUGGACAAGUACGCUGAGAGUGACAUUGUCAUUGUGGGUGCUGGUUCUUGCGGUUUGAGUACCGCGUAUGUUCUGGCCAAGGCCCGUCCGGACUUGAAGAUUGCCAUUGUCGAGGCCAAUGUCUCUCCUGGUGGUGGUGCCUGGCUCGGUGGCCAGCUCUUCUCCGCCAUGGUCAUGCGUCGUCCCGCCGAGGUCUUCCUGAACGAGCUGGGCGUGCCCUACGAGGAAGACCUUGCGAACCCCAACUACGUCGUGGUGAAGCACGCCUCGCUGUUCACCUCGACCCUGUUGUCCAAGGUUCUCUCCUUCCCCAACGUCAAGCUCUUCAACGCCACCAGCGUGGAAGACCUGAUCACCCGCCCCGCUGCCAGCGGCGACCCCAAGGAUGUCCGCAUCGCCGGUGUGGUCACCAACUGGACCCUGGUCACUCUUCACCACGACGACCACUCCUGCAUGGACCCCAACACCAUCAACGCCCCCGUGAUCAUCAGUACCACCGGCCACGACGGUCCCUUCGGUGCCUUCUCAGCCAAGAGACUCGUCUCCAUGAACAGCGUCGACAAGCUGGGCGGUAUGCGCGGCCUCGACAUGAAUUCGGCCGAGGACGCCAUCGUCAAGAACACCCGUGAGGUCACCAAGGGUUUGAUCAUCGGUGGUAUGGAGCUGUCGGAGAUCGAUGGCUUCAACCGCAUGGGUCCUACCUUUGGUGCUAUGGUCCUGAGUGGUGUCAAGGCUGCCGAGGAGGCGCUGCAGAUCUUUGACGAGCGUAAGCGCGAGUGCGCUGAGUAA
Molecule: messenger RNA, 996 nt
Organism: Aspergillus tubingensis
Lineage: Eukaryota; Fungi; Ascomycota; Eurotiomycetes; Eurotiales; Aspergillaceae
Gene: thiA
Product: thiamine thiazole synthase
Exons: 2
Coding region: 1-996 (331 amino acids)
Biological process (GO): thiamine biosynthetic process
Source: RefSeq, a predicted model, not a curated record